AUGCUAACAGGAAAGACCAAGAAUCGUUCAAAUUUCCAGAUUAUUUUAUGGAAACGAAUAUAUGGCAGUGGAUCAAAACAGUCCAGACAAAAUUUAUCGAGCCAUAUCGGCCACACGAAUCCAAGAAGAGAAAGAUUCUUCCUCUGUGCGGACAAAAGUUCCGGACAACCAAUGGAUCCCAAAUCAAGGGCAGCCCUUAUUUCUGACAAGUCGACUUUUUCAUCAAGAGUCGCAGCCUUCGCCGCGGUACUCCUCACAGCUGGCGGGAUAUACAAAUUUUGGGAGAUUUCACCAAGCUUUUCACUAGUGUGUGGAUGGAUAAGUUUCUUCAACUUGCCGUGUACAUGCGGGAGGUGUUUACGGCGCAGCCAUUGCAUAAGUUUGUGCAUGGAUUCCUUUUGCUUGACACCAAAUUGCAACUGUGGGUAUUUGAUCGGUCUGGCCCAUACCCCACGGGCUUCAUUGAUAUCGAUGAAAACCCCGAGGUGCUCAUAUACGUCAUAA
This is a messenger RNA of Blumeria graminis f. sp. triticale, 504 nucleotides long. NCBI's taxonomy places the organism in Eukaryota, Fungi, Ascomycota, Leotiomycetes, Helotiales, Erysiphaceae. The record is from the annotation of a GenBank genome assembly.